AGUUAGUGUUCCUCUAAACGGCGAUCGGUCAACACCUCGUAAUGUGGCACCUCUCGGCGUUAGUUCUACUGGCCGCGGCCACCGGCAGUUGCCUCGGGGCGAACAUCUUGUACAUUGACGGUGUCGCAUCGCCUAGUCACUUUAUCUGGCACCGUUCCCUGAUGUACGGACUGGCGGCCAAAGGUCACAAUGUUACGGCACUCAGCGUGGACGUUGAGGCCAACCCUCCACCGAACGUGCAUUUUAUCAAGAUUGAGGGUGUUUAUGAGGCGUUCUACGAGGAGCAUUCGGAUGUGACGGAUUUCUUUGCGAUGGGCGAGCUGAGUCCGUUUUCGAUGCUGUCAAUGUUCAACGAAUAUAUGGUAACCGGCUGUGAGUUGGCGUUAAAAUCAAAGGGAGUGCAGGUUUUGUUAAACUAUCCUGAUGAAUUCAAGUUUGAUGUUAUUAUCAAUGAUUUCCUGGUGGGACCGUGUGUGUCUGCGUUGGCUCAGCAAAAGUUUGGACGACCUCCGUACAUUGCUGCUACAGGGUUCCACGGGUUGACAACGACGACUCCAAUAUCCGGUGCUUAUUCCUAUUCUGGAAUGAUUCCAAAUCACGAAUUCGAUGCUCCGGAAAGUAUGAGCUACCGGGAGCGCUUCAUGAACUUCCUCUACAAUCACUGGGAAGAGCUGAGCAAAACCUUCCAAGUGUACCACAAAAUAGACAAGUUGGUUCGUCAGAUUAAUCCCGACAUCCCGUAUGUAGCAGAAUUCGAAAAGGACGCCAGAAUAAUCCUAUUGAACUCUUAUCCGGUAAUUCAGCACUCGGAGCCGUCAAUGCCGAGCGUAAUUUCCGUUGGAGGAAUGCAGAUUAUUAAAUCAAAGGAGCUCCCAGAAGACUUGAAAUCAAUCGUCGAAAACGCAAAGCAAGGCGUCAUCCUGUUCUCGCUGGGCACCAACGUUCGGUCGGAUCUGCUGGGCAAAGACCGUAUUAUUGAAAUUCUCAACGCCAUGAGGAAAUUUCCGCAAUACCAAUUUCUGUGGAAAUUCGAAUCGGACUCGAUGCCGGUAGAAGUUCCAAAAAAUGUCUAUAUUCGCAAAUGGAUGCCCCAGAACGACCUGCUGGCUCACCCCAACCUAAAGCUGUUCAUCACCCACAGUGGGCUGCUCAGCACGCAGGAGGCCAUCUGGCAUGGCGUUCCCAUCAUCGGAUUCCCGGUAUUCGCUGACCAGCACAAAAACAUCAAUUACUGUGUCCAGAUGGGGGUGGCCAAGAAACUCUCCAUUUCCAAGAUCAAAAGCAACGACUUGGUCACUGCUGUCCAACAAUUAAUGACCGACCAGAGAUACCGGGACAAGAUGGCUCAGCUGUCGAAGCUGUUCCGGGACCAGAAAGAACCUCCACUGGAGCGAGCCAUCUGGUGGGUCGAGUGGGUUCUGCGAAACCCCGCGGGCAGCACCAUAUUGCAGUCCAAUGCGAUCAAUAUUAGCUGGCUUGCAAAGUACUCGUUCGAUGUGAUUAUUCCGCUCGUAAUGCUUGCGGCGGCAGUGCUGCAUGUUCUAGUGAAAGUGGUUUCGGUGGUGUUUUGCAGGAAAAAUCCAUCCAAGAAAGCCAAACGAGAAUGAGGAAGGAUGAAAUCA
This is a messenger RNA of Culex quinquefasciatus (southern house mosquito), 1622 nucleotides long. RefSeq names its product UDP-glucosyltransferase 2. Lineage: Eukaryota; Metazoa; Arthropoda; Insecta; Diptera; Culicidae. The transcript is spliced from 3 exons. Gene Ontology annotation, molecular function: UDP-glycosyltransferase activity. The record is from RefSeq and is a predicted model, not a curated record. The coding region runs from base 42 to 1607 and encodes 521 amino acids.